AAAUGCCUAUUAAUUUCAGGUCUCCAAAGGUGUAAUGACCUGUGUGUCUCAGGAAGUGAAAGAUCUUUACCAUCUUUUAGAGCAUGAUUUUUUUCCUUUAGAUCUUGCUUCAAAAGUGCAACCUCUGUUGACAAAGAUCUCCAAGCUUGGGGGUAAGCUUGCUUCAGCUUCUGCUGUUCCCGAAGUGCAACUUUCACAGUAUGUUCCUGCCCUGGAAAAGCUUGCUACCUUGAGAUUGCUACAACAGGCAUCCCAGGUUUAUGAGACAAUGAAGACUGAAGUGCUCUCCAGGAUGAUAACUUUUUUUGACUUCACUGUUGUGGAGAAGGUUUCUGUGGAUGCAGUGAAAUAUAACUUUGUCGCCAUGAAAAUUGACCACAGGAAGGGUGCUGUCGUAUUUGGUAAUUUGGACCUUGAAUCUAAUUCGCUUCGUGAUCACCUUACUAUUCUUGCCGAGUCUCUGAAUAAAGCAAGGGCCAUGGCUUAUCCUCCAGUAAAGAGAGCAUCAAAACUUGCGGAAACUUUGCCUGCUCUGGCAGAGGUUGUGGAUAAGGAACACAAGAGACUUCUUGCCCGGAAAUCGAUAAUUGAGAAGAGGAAGGAGGAACAGGAACGACAAAUGCUGGAAAUGGAACGUGAGGAGGAGUCAAAGCGAGUAAAGUUACAGAAAAUAACCGAGGAGGCUGAACAGAAGAGACUUGCUACUGAGUAUUCCCGAAGAGAGGAACAAAGGAUUCGUAGGGAAAUAGAAGAGAGAGAACUUGAAGAAGCCCAAGCUUUACUUCAGGAAGCAGAGAAACGUGGUAAAAAGAAAGGAAAGAAGCCUGUCAUAGAGGGAGAAAAAGUGACCAAACAAACUUUGAUUGAAUUGGCUUUGAGUGAGCAACUCAGGGAGAGGCAGGAAAUGGAGAAGAAACUUCAGAAACUUGCCAAAACAAUGGAUUAUAUGGAAAGGGCAAAGAGAGAAGAAGAGGCACCUCUGAUUGAGGCUGUGUAUAAACAACGUUUGGUCGGAGAAGAGAUUCUUCAUGAGCGUGAGCAGGAGGUAUGGUUUAAAAUUUUUCAGGUUUGAUGGUGAACACUGUUU
This is a messenger RNA of Macadamia integrifolia, 1087 nucleotides long. Its product is annotated as eukaryotic translation initiation factor 3 subunit A-like. Bases 35 to 1072 code for a protein of 345 amino acids. Lineage: Eukaryota; Viridiplantae; Streptophyta; Magnoliopsida; Proteales; Proteaceae. Gene Ontology annotation, biological process: translation reinitiation; formation of cytoplasmic translation initiation complex. Gene Ontology annotation, cellular component: eukaryotic translation initiation factor 3 complex, eIF3m; multi-eIF complex; eukaryotic translation initiation factor 3 complex, eIF3e. Gene Ontology annotation, molecular function: mRNA binding; translation initiation factor activity. The transcript has 5 exons. The record is from RefSeq and is a predicted model, not a curated record.